ACCUCGCCUUUCAUUUGUGAUUGGGCCUUCCCAAUCCUUCCCCAAACCGCCAGACAUCCUCACCACAUUCAAAAAUUCCCUCCACUGGUCAACUUUACUAAUGGAAACCAGAGACCAUCCUUCUUCUUCAUCUCCAUCUCCAUCUCCAUCUCCAUCCAUCUUCUCCGUGCCAGAAUGGGAUUGGGACCAACCAAUGACACAACAGCAACUCGAAGAACUGGACGCCAUUGAAUCUGCAUUUCGCUCUCAAACUUCCUCCUCAACCCCAACUUCCCAAGAGGCCGACGAUCGCCGGAAAAUCCGCCGCCGCUUGCCCAAUUCUAUUGGCUCUAACCGAUGUCCCAGCGCGUUCAAGGGCAGAGAUUUAAAUUCGUUUUCACUGUCUCCUUGCCCCACAAACCGAUUCUUGAAUCUACUUCAUUCUCCUUGUCAAGAAAACUUUAAGAUGAGAUUGCCAAAAAUGAAUUUUGGAGGCCACAUUGUAUAUUCCAGAACUGUUACUGAAGUAGAGAAAGCAACAGCGGAGCUUUUAAAGAUUGUUGAAACUAAGAAGAAGGAAAUGGGGCAAGCCAUUCUUGGAUUUGACAUUGAGUGGAGACCCACCUUUAGAAAAGGUGUGUCACAAGGGAAGGCGGCAGUUAUGCAGAUAUGUGGGGGUAAUAGUCAUUGUUACGUCAUGCAUAUUAUUCAUUCUGGAAUCCCGCAAAACCUGCAAUCUCUACUUGAGGAUCCUACAUCCAUAAAGGUUGGAGUUGGCAUUGCCAAUGAUGCUGUUAAGGUUUUCAAAGAUCAUAGUGUAUCUGUUAAAGAUUUGGAAGAUCUAUCCUAUCUUGCUAAUCAAAAGCUUGGUGGAGAUGCAAAGAAGUGGGGUCUUGGAUCUCUAACGGAAAUGCUUAUUUCCAAACAGGUUAAUUCUAUGUACCUCUUUGGGGAGAGUUUUCUUUGCCAUCUUAAUUCUCUAUGUUCUUCUCUGAGGAUAUUUUUCUCUGCCAUCUUCGAACAGCUUCUUAAGCCCAACAAAAUAAGAUUGGGAAACUGGGAGGCUGAUGUUUUAUCAAAGGCCCAACUAGAGUAUGCUGCUACAGAUGCUUUUGCCUCAUGGUACCUAUAUGAGGUACUAAAGAGCUUCCCAGAUACAGCCGAAAACAAAAUUGAGGAACUGGAAGGAAAAGGCCUCAACCCCACUAUUGUCAUCACACCAUAGUGGUGCGAGUUUGUCACUGGGAACCAUUGCUCUAUUGCCUCAGAUUCAGGGACUGCAAGCUAAUUUAAUGUUUGAGCACAGGGCUGGAGUUGUGCUUUAUACUCCCUAUUUUUUAGGGUAUUAUUUUCAAAGAGACUUUCAUUUUUUUGCCUGAAUCCAUUUAUCUUUUCCAGAACAUUGGAAAAUUGUAUUUCUUUGUUUCCUGUGAUUUAAUAGCACUACAGCAGUAAGCUAAGCAGUUAUUGGACAUUGAAAGUCAACAUGUAUCUGCUUCAAUUGCCAGUGAAAGUCUGCAAUUACUUACCCUGCAAAUAUAAUUGUAUUUCAGUUUAUGAAUAUGCAAGCCAAGUUUUUGGCUCAGAAGUUUUGUAUAUUAAUACAGCUUUUGCAUAUAACUAUGAAGAUAAUUCAAGUUUAUCAGUGAA
Messenger RNA from Vitis riparia (riverbank grape), 1629 nucleotides. Its product is annotated as Werner Syndrome-like exonuclease. The transcript is spliced from 7 exons. Lineage: Eukaryota; Viridiplantae; Streptophyta; Magnoliopsida; Vitales; Vitaceae. Gene Ontology annotation, molecular function: 3'-5' exonuclease activity; nucleic acid binding. The record is from RefSeq and is a predicted model, not a curated record. Gene Ontology annotation, biological process: nucleobase-containing compound metabolic process. The coding region runs from base 101 to 1204 and encodes 367 amino acids.